UCCUCAUAACACACUGUAUGGCGUAGACCCGUCUGCAUUAGUCCAGGUUAUGAGCAGAACAGUAGGACGUUAAACCUCAUUUCAUUUCAUUAUUUAAAGUUUUACUACAAUAUUGUUAUGUGCGCCGGGUAAAUUAAAGUGUUGUUAUAUGAAAUCAUUUCAACUGUAGUAGCCUACAUACAUUACAGAUAAGGGACGACAAGAAAACAUUGUUAUUUCACCCAGGGCCGUUACGCAGUGUUCAUAUCAGUGCACAUUCAGUCAUAAGAGUGUCGGAUGUUUUGAAACUUGGAUAGGCGACUACAUUUGAGCCCCGUAUAUUUUAUAUACAUUUUAGACACGAAACGAAAAUUGAGGAGUAAAAAUCUGAAAAUGAAAAUAAAGCGUGUGAUGAUGGCUGUUUCGGUGUGUCUAUGUGUGCUUCUAAUCAGCUUUAAUAUUUUUCCAAAUGUAUGGAACACCGAAAAUAACACUAACAACGAUAAACAAGUGAAACGGGAACAAGAUUUGAAUAUGUAUUUCCGACAAAAUUUUCCCGAUAAACAAAUUGUGGAAACGAACAGCACGAGUCGCUAUUUGAUAUACCAUUGUGACGGAAGUGGUACAUGCGGCGGUUGGACGGAUCGCUUAAGGGGGGUUGUAACUGGCUACAUAUUAUCUACUCUCACGAAUCGUAAAUUUGGUAUCCAGAUAACCGACAUUCCAUGCAAUUUAAGUUCCAUAAUACAACCUAAUAUCAUAAAUUGGGAUAUCAACCCCGUGUUAAAGAAGUCAAGUAUUUCAAAUCAUUUCUACGCCGGGUCUACUAAAUUCUACAGCACCAUAAAAGAUAUGGAUUUUAACGUCGAGUUUAAAAAACCCAUUGUUUAUUUUCGGACAAACUUAGAUUACGUGGAUGGAUUGAAACAGAACAAAUUGUACAACACACAGCUUUCGUGGAUGAAACACCUGUCACGUGAUCAAGUCUAUGCUAAGAUUGUAAAAGAAUUAUUCACCUUAGCUCCGGACUCUCAGAAAUUAAUGAAUACGUUUAUGGAAACAGCGUUACCAUCUGAAAAACACAAAUUGGUUUGUGCUCACGUGAGAAGGGGACGUAACCCUACUAUACCCAAUGAUUCUCAAGUGAGAGUAUCUGACGAGGACGUUUUGCACGUGUGGAAGUUUUUACGUCAUUAUAAUAACCCUGAUAUAUACAGGAUAUUUUUUACGUCAGAUUCAGACAGUGACGUAACACGCGCGAGAAUCUUAUUUCCUGAUCAAAUGGUAGAGAAUAAGGGGCAGGUAAUUCACUUUGACAAGGCCAGGCAUCAGAAGGAUUGUGAAGGAUUUAGAAAGGUUGUGGUUGAUCAGCAAAUAUUAAUGAAAUGUGAUGUUUUAAUGAUUAGUUUUAGUGGAUUUAGUCGCAUGGCAGCCUAUGUUCGAGGAAAGAAUAAGGACACGUUCUGUCUGUUGAGAAACCAUACUGGUAUAAUUCCCUGUAAACCAAGUACAAUGAAAGAGUUAUAUCAUGUUAUGGGGUAAACCCAGAGAGAGAGAGAGAGAGAGAAAGAGAGGGGGAGAGAGAGGGAGAGAGAGAGAAUAAUUUAACAAAGGCCGUGUAAAUACAUGUAAAACUUUAUGUUAAUUCAGUUCGAUAUAUUUAAAUAAUCAGUAAGUUUAUGGAGCUUUCGACUAUUAUUGUAUAUAUAUUUAAUUGACGCGUAUACUAUCUU
Molecule: messenger RNA, 1712 nt
Organism: Patella vulgata (common limpet)
Lineage: Eukaryota; Metazoa; Mollusca; Gastropoda; Patellidae
Exons: 2
Coding region: 373-1521 (382 amino acids)
Source: RefSeq, a predicted model, not a curated record